UAAAUUUGACAAUAUCUUAAAAAUUUAGAGUCGAUCAAUAUGCGGUUGCGUAGUGUGCAGAUGCCCAGACGAAAUGUGAUCCAAGAAGUAACUAGUUGCUUCUUUUAAAAUUUGAAGACUAAUUUAUUGUUCAAACUCGCGAUAUUAAAAUGCUUGAGUCCGAAGACGAAGACAUGUUCACUACGUCUUCAGAUAACGAAGCAGAAUUUAGAGAUGCUAAGUAUUUGUAUUACGAGGAAGAUGUUAAAAUGGACAAGAAAAAGAAGCACACAUUAAGGGCAUUCGACAGGGAUACUGGUGGAUUAUCUAAUGAAUAUCAAGAAAAAAUUCUCCCGAAAUUAAUGGACAGCAGCAAUUUGUUUAUGGAAUGGGCUAUAGAAUAUAAUUUACUGCCUCUCAGUGCAAGAUGUCCAAAUGCCCAAAAAGAUCCCAAAUGUGAAUCGCCCUUGGCCUUGAUUUUUGCUGAUGGGUUAAAUGAUUUAUACCAAUUAAAAUGUUCCAAUUGUGACAACAAGGAAUCCCUUAGAAAACACUCAAUAUUUUAUGGACUUCAGUGCAAUAUUAGAAGCGCAAUAAGGAUACUAUAUGGAUGGGUUAAAGGAAUUGAUCUAGAUUUAAUGGCAAAUAUUCUUGGUUUAGAUAUAGAAACUGUGGGUACACUUUAUAACCGGGCAUCCAGAUUUGUAAGAAAAGCUGUAACUUUACAUUACCCUACACUCAUGACUUUGGGAGGUGAAGGUGUGGUAGUUCUUGUUGACAUUUACCCCAUUUUCCUUCAAAAAGCCGGCUCACAAAGUCACCGAUGUAGUCCAAUAUUAUGUAUUUCUGAAAUCGGGAGUCUGCCUCAAAACUAUUGGCUAGAACCAUUAGAAUAUUGGGAUAACAAUGAUCCUUUUCAAGUAAAAGAAAUAAAAGCAAAAAUAUUGGAUAUAAUAACUAAUUUGGUGAAACCCAAGUCCAUGCUGGUGUUGCCAAGCCAGACGACAUUUUUAUUUUCUGAAGAGAUGGAGACUCUUAACAAGUUGUACAUCAAUGUUAAAUAUGUGGAUGAUCUGUUGGACUGUAAUCAUAGGAACAGAUCAUUGGGAGCAAUUUUGGAUGCUAUUUGGAAAAAACCUGUGGAAGUCUGUGAACAAGCCCAAUUCUUUAAUCCAAAUUAUAUAAAUCAGUACUUUGUAAGAGAAUUUUGGAUCAGAACUGCCGAUGUUGAUGCCUUUGGUAUAUUAAUUGACCUAAUUUCAAUAGAAACAGUUAGAGGAAAUAUUGAUAAAUUGUGUCUCUAAGUCUGUGUUGAUGUAUAUUUUGAUUAAGAACCUCUAUUUCAACUAGGUCUUGAUAACAGAAAUUUGUACUCAUUUAUUUUUUUUAUAGUCACAAUUAGUUGGAUUUGCAGUAUUGUUAUUUUGUCAAUUUUGAAAUUAAGUUACAUAUUUGUAACUGUGAUUUUUAAAGGUAUUCUCCUAUUUUUAAUGUUACAUAUUUAACUUAGUGUUAGUACAAAGAUGAAUUCAAAUUACCUUUUGUAUGAUUAUGCUGAAGUUCUUAAAUAAUUUGCAUUUUCAUCAUAACCAUUCAUCAGGAUAUAUUUGUUUUCGAACUAAAAAAGAUAUUUACAAAGCAAUAUUUUGGUGCACAUUUGUAGGAAAUAAUUGGUUAGUUCAAAAGUGAAAUAAUAAACGUUAAUGUUAUUAUUCCUUUGUUAUAAAGGGUUAAGAAGUUUUUCAGUACCUUUGUUAUUGGUUUUAGGAAACAUUAGCAGUAUAUGUUAUUAAGUAAGAUUUAUUAAAUUUUUGUUAUGUAGGGUAUAUACU
Cylas formicarius (sweet potato weevil) is the source of this 1811-nucleotide messenger RNA. RefSeq lists its product as uncharacterized. Lineage: Eukaryota; Metazoa; Arthropoda; Insecta; Coleoptera; Brentidae. The record is from RefSeq and is a predicted model, not a curated record. The transcript is spliced from 4 exons. Bases 150 to 1283 code for a protein of 377 amino acids.